Molecule: messenger RNA, 348 nt
Organism: Dibothriocephalus latus
Lineage: Eukaryota; Metazoa; Platyhelminthes; Cestoda; Diphyllobothriidea; Diphyllobothriidae
Source: the annotation of a GenBank genome assembly
UUGCAGGAGCGUGCUUUUUGGCGGGUGCAUCAGCCACCGCCCAGCAAAUCCAGUCGCUUUGAGGAACGUCCUGCGCGGAAUCUUUACACCAACCAGCGGUCAGGCCAUUGGCGUGCGGGACAAAACUCCGCUGCGCAGAAGCCACGAAUGGUUUCAAGCCCGCCAGACUCCUGUCUGUCGGCCACAAAUGGUGCCUCGACGGUGGCGGCUGCUGCCAGCCACUUGAAGGUGAACCUGCACAAAUCCAUCGAAAACCUCCUGAUGUUCACCUCAGCCCGCAGUUCCUACGACUGGUUUCUCACCGGCGCCGGCGGUGGCGCCUCUGAUACCGCGACACCCUGGUUGAUG